GCAAGAACGGCGGCGCAAGCAAGUCGUCGCUGUCGGUGGACUCGCUGGACAGCCGCGCGGCGCCGGCCGGCAGCCCGUCGCUCGAGGCGCACCGCCGCUCCAAGAGCAUCCUCAAGAAGUCGGAGGGCGGCGGCGGCGGCGGGGGCGGCGGCGGCGGCGGCGGUGGCUCGCGCGGCGGACGACGCGACCCCGAGACGGAGCGACUCAUCUCGGGCGGCGGCGCGGGGUCCGGCGACGGAGGCUCCGGGUCGGAGAGCUCGCCGCAGAAGAAGGCGUCCGUGGGCGGCGGCGGGGCGGUGUCGCCCGCGCACACGCCCGCGCCCGCCCGCCGGGUGUCCUCUGCGCCCGCCGGCUCCGCCCACUCCAACACCGGCCCGCUGCGCGCCAUCGGGCCCAAGGCCGCGCCCAAGCCCCGCGCGCUGCCCAUCAAGUUCGUGGGGCUGGGCGGGGGCGGCGGCGGGGCCGGCGGCGGGAGCGGGGGAGUCGGCGGCGGAGGGGGCUCCAUGCGGCGCCUCAAGUCCCCGCUGCUGCUGCUCGACGACCUCCUGGGUGGCGAGAAGCACGCGCGCGACGAGGUCACGGUGGAGAACAAGCACAAGGAGCGCCUGGAGGCGGGGGCGGGCUCGGGGGCGGGAGCGGGCGCAGGGGUGGCGCUUCUGGGCGGUGGCGGCUGCGCGGUGGCGCCGGGCGACGCCGGCGGCUGCUGCCCGCCCGGCCCGGGCGAUUCGCGCGCGCUCUACAUCUGCCCGCCCGCGGGCGGUGGCGGCGACGAGGGGUCGCCCACGGAGGAAACGAAGCUGCUGCAGGGGGCGGCGCCGGCGGGGCCCGUUCCGCCGCACCACCCGCACCACCUGCACCACCACCACCAUCACCACCACCAACACCAGCCGCCCAAGUCGU
Molecule: messenger RNA, 900 nt
Organism: Gryllus bimaculatus (two-spotted cricket)
Lineage: Eukaryota; Metazoa; Arthropoda; Insecta; Orthoptera; Gryllidae
Source: the annotation of a GenBank genome assembly